AUGGAAUCAAGUAGGACAUGUAAAACUGUACCAAAUAUUGUUGAUGGUGCUGAGAAUGCAGAUAAAACACCUGCCAAAGGAUAUGUUGGUUUUCAGACUGCGAGUGGAAAAGGUGUGACAAUAUCAGAGAAGGCUUUUAAAAAAGCUAAAAGUAUAUUUUCUGAAAUGGAAAUGAAAGAAACUACAAGUAAGACAUAUGAAACUGUGCCAGAUAUGAUAAUGUAUGGGGCUGCAAAUGGAAAUAGGCAAAGCUGUGUUGCUACAAAUUUAUUGACUGACUCUGAAAAUACAGAAAUGAUGCCUGCCAGUGAAGGAUUUGUUGGUUUUCAGACUGCAAGUGGAAAGGGUGUGAAAAUAUCUGAAUCUGCAAUUAAAAGAGCUAGAAGUAUAUUUUCAGAAGUAGAAAUGGAAGAAAAGUCAAAUAGCAUUAAAAAGACAUUUCAAGAUGGUAUGAAUACUACAGAUGGAAGUGGACAAAGAAAUCGCCAAAGCUGCAUGAAUGAUGAACUAACUAAAAAUCUUGUUGGCCAUUCAGUUGAUGAAAUGCUACCAUUCACUGGUUUCAAAACAGCUGGUGGAAAACAAGUUAACAUCUGUGAAAAAUCACUGCAAAGAGCUGCAAAGUUUUUAGCUGAUUCUGAGAAUACAGAAAAAAUACCUGUUGGAGAAUUUGUUGGUUUUCAGACUGCAAGUGGAAAAGAUGUAAAAAUAUCUGAGAAGGCUCUUAAAAAAGCUAAAAUUAUAUUUUCAGAAGUAGAAAUGGAAGAAACUGUAAGUGAGACAUGUGAAACUGUACCCGAUUUAUAUAUGGAUGGAGCUGCAAAUGGAAACAGUCAAACCUGUGUUGAUGUUGAAAAUAUGGAGCAUCACAGUGGAAUGAGCAAGCAAAAUGGUAACAGUUUAAGACCUAAAAAUCCUUCCCAAACAUAUAAAGUUUUGCGUGAUGGCAAUUUCACAGAUGAUAAUGUUGAAACCGGGGUCGUGGAGCUUGGAUCUUUUUCAGGAUUUCAAACAGCUGGUGGAAAAACAGUUGAAAUAUCUGAUAAAGCUAUUUUCAAAGCAAGGAACUUUCUUGCCGAUGACAGUAGCUCAUACAGAGAUGACCUGCCUCGCGUUUCGUCAGGAUUUCAAACUGCUAAGGGAGAUAAAGUAACAAUAUCUGAAAGUUCUGUUUUAAAAGCACAAAUGUUACUAGCUGGAGAACAAAGUUUGGAUUUGAUAAGCCAAUCUAAUACGUCAAAAGUCACAAGCACUGAAAUGAUGGUCAAUAGAUUAACUGAGAUAUCUGCUGAUAAGACUGUUCCUUUGAAAGGAACAAUAAAUCCCACCAAGAGAAGGAAAACUGAUGAUUCUAACAUGCUUUGUAAGCCUAGGGUAGCUCAGAAGCAUGGACCAAACAUGGCUGGUACUGUGGAGAGUGCUUGUAUGUCUACUGGAAACAUUGAAGUUAGUAAUGUGGUGGCAAGGAGCAGCAGAAUAAAUGGAAACACAGUGAAAAAUCCCUCUAUUGGACUAUGUGAAGACACUUCUGGUGUUAAAGUUGACUGCAGAGGAAGAAUCACCCCAGUAUCUACUACUCCAACAGGUUUUACCAAAGAUAGACAUCAGAAGUUCAGUGUGCCAUUGAGACCAAUCGUUUCUACCCCCAAAAAUGGUAUAAAGUCUAAUGUGAACUCCAUAAAUUCUCAGUAUAGUCCACAUGGGCUGUUUAAUUAUAGAAGCAGCACUGACAAAUCUACUGCCUCUACAGUGUCUAAUCAGAAUAAAAACUGUAGUGGAAGGUCAAGUUUCAAGACUCCCUUUCGCAAAAGAGUUAUAAGUGUUGACUCAGAGUCAGGAACGAAGACAGUAAAUGAAAAAUCAACUCCCAAUAUUGCUGUGUUACCAAGUCAAACGAUACAACCUUCUAUUAAUUUCAAGGAAUCUAACAGAAAACAACAGUGUUCAUCAUGGACAUCAAGGGCUAUCACGGCAAAGCAGACAUAUCAGGCCGCUAAAAUCAAACCUGCUAUGGGCAGUCUGUAUACUAAGAGAUGCAACCAACCAAGACUGAAGUUACAUGAUGUUGUUGGCUCACAACCACCACAACAACAUACACCAGAUGAGUUACACUCCUUUGGAAUACACCCCAGUGUGCUGGAUAUUAGAAGCAGUAAUGCAGAAAAUUACAGAUUCAAUUGUGCUAAUCAUUACAGUACAAGUAUUUGCUCAAAUCAAGAUGGUAUUCAAUUAAGUGAUGGAGGUAUUUUGGUCCCUGAUGAGAAAGGAACUGCUGGAAAGGACAAUUUUUACAUAGAGAAGACAAGUGAGGGUAGCUCAACUGUACACAGUGCACGGGCAGAAACAAAGAUUGCAGCUAGGUUUGAACAAGAAAAACAGAAAAGAGCAGAAAAGUUAUUUAAAAAGAUUCAAGAUGAGUUCGAAAAAAGUGAAUUAUCUCAUGAUGUUGGUAGAAAUAAACAAAAGGGAAAUCAAAAUCUAAAAAUUAAAGAAAUUGCAAAGUUGGACACAGGUGAAGACAUUUAUGAAGCUCUUCAGACUUGUACUGAUCCAAUGUCUAUUGAGAAUUACUUGAAUGGAAGACAGUUUGAAUUAUUACAUUCUUAUAAGCAAUCACUAAUUGAAAAGAAACACUAUGACCUUCAAUCAGAAUUCCAGAGAGCCUUAGAUGAGCAGUCUGAAGAGUUCCCAGCUAGUAGAAGAGUAAGCGCAAUUUACAAAGUAAGAAUUACAGACUACACAGAAAAUAGAAAUAAUACCAGCUGUUUACUGACGGUCUGGAGACCCAAUGAUGAUAUAAUCGGACUUUUGAGUGAAGGAACAAGACACAAAAUAUUUAACUUGUCUACUUCUGCUGGAAGAAGUAAGUACAGAGGAAGUGAAAUCCAGUUAUCAUCCACAAGAAGUUCCAGAUACCACCCACUGCCAUUAGAAAAUGAAGUGCCUAUGUAUCUACCAAGAAAAAUUUUGAACCUGGGAGAUGUUUAUUUUCAACCAAUGUAUGGGGAAGUGGACAUAGUUGGUUUGGUAGUCUUUGUAUCUGAACUUGCAGGUGGUUUGCAGAGUGUUGUAGUAUCUGAUGAAAAACGCAAUCAAUUUAUAAUCAAGUUUUGGAAUGGAGUACAGGCUUACCACAUUGAAGACAUGAUGAAACCCAGUACUUUUAUUGCUGCCUCUAAUUUGCAGUUUAGACAAAAUAGGCAUUCACAAGGACCAUGUGCUUUUGCUUCUGAAUAUUCUGUAUUCACUGAAAACCCUAAAGCGACUGGCAUUAGGAUGGCAUUCCUAGAAUUAAAAGCAGCAAUUCAGGAUCCAAAAGGUUUCAUUCAGAGCAUGACAAACGUUGGCAUGACAAUCGAUUGUUUCCCAGUGGGAAAAAACACACAAUUGCAUAUUGUGAGAAAUGAAAGUAGUGAUUAUGGAAUACAAACUCGCACCUUAUCCCCAAGUGUAGCAGUCAGCAGUACAGCAUCAAGUGUUUUCUAUGGUAUGAAAUAUGAUUGUGACAUUCAAAGUCCUAUAACAGCAACCAGCAGCCGUAGUUAUGCAAGAUUGAAUGUUGAUAGCAAGAAAACUGUGAAGACAUCUGAUGUGUUUACAGAAGAUAACCAAUCUAGGAGUGCGGAUAAUAAUAGUAGCUCUGUUACACCUAAUCAAACAAUCACUGGAAUAAAGUUGAACUUCAGAUGUCAGGAUUUUAGUUCUCACUUUCCACAGACCAACUCUCCUGCCAACUAUCUUGACCAUAUCCCAUCACCACCACCGAUACCACCACUUCCCAGUCCCCUACCUUGUGCUGUCAGGAAGUGUUUCAAACCUCCUCUUAGGACAUCAUCUAAUAUCAACCCUGGAACUGAAGGUAGACCACAAUCUAAAUGUGCUAGUCUUGCCUCUUCUUGGGAGCAAAGUGACAAAGAUGAAAAGUCAAAUAUAGAUACUUUUAAAACAUCAGUAAAAAAGAUGCUGCCGUUGAACAAUUUUACAGAAGCCAGUUUAUCUCAUAACUUAAACAGUGAACAAUGUGAGCAACUGCCCAUGAAGAAUAUAACUUGCGAAUUGACAGAGUUAGAUAAACAGCUUAGUGACAGUGAGGCAAACUUAACUACUGUUAAUGACAUAGGAAAUGAUGAAAAAAGUGCCCAUUCCGGCAAAGAAGAAUGCACUGAAUCAGAUGCAGAGUUAAAAUGUAAAGAUACACAGGAUGCACUUCUUCUCUUGCAUUUAUCCAACCUUGAUGCUUCAUUGUUUUUGGACUCUCCUCCCAAAAGAGUUACAAGAUCACAGACUAAAAAACAGCCAGGAACUUGA
Molecule: messenger RNA, 4308 nt
Organism: Saccoglossus kowalevskii
Lineage: Eukaryota; Metazoa; Hemichordata; Enteropneusta; Harrimaniidae
Biological process (GO): regulation of DNA-templated transcription; double-strand break repair via homologous recombination
Cellular component (GO): nucleus
Source: RefSeq, a predicted model, not a curated record